Molecule: messenger RNA, 447 nt
Organism: Strongylus vulgaris
Lineage: Eukaryota; Metazoa; Nematoda; Chromadorea; Rhabditida; Strongylidae
Source: the annotation of a GenBank genome assembly
AUGGAGCUGAGUUUCCACGAAGAUGAUACUACUGAGGAAUGUGUUGCUGGUCCAUACUCCCUUCUCGGAUGUGAGCUUAUCUGCCGGGAAGAACAGACGAUUACUAUAAGACUUAGUGAAAGAGAGUCGAACAAAAUUGUGGUGUUUACUGCUGAAAAGGAUGCCGAGACGUGGAUUUUGUUGCUGGGGGAGAUUGUUGACAAAUGCCUCCGAUUCAUUGCUGCGUAUGGAUUUCGAUCGGAAGGUAUUUAUAGAAGAAAUGGCAAGAUCUCAGAAGCAAAAGAUAUCUACAAGAAACUUACGGAGGACCCUGUUGGGACACAUAUAGCGUCAACAUCUGAAGAGACAGCUUAUGCGGUUGCUGACGUACUACGGCAGUUCUUCCGGCGACUGAAGACUCCUCUGAUUCCACAGUCCAUUCAUAAGGAUAUUUAUAAGCUAGGCUAG